Molecule: messenger RNA, 730 nt
Organism: Cuscuta campestris
Lineage: Eukaryota; Viridiplantae; Streptophyta; Magnoliopsida; Solanales; Convolvulaceae
Source: the annotation of a GenBank genome assembly
AGUUCCAUGACAAUGUUCACUCCAAUUGUGGAACUCAACAGCAAUCGGAAUUCUUGGAUUCUCAUGUUGAGGGCUAUUCGGGUUUACUUCGUUCCUAGGUGGGCGAAAGGUGAAGAUUCCAUGAAGAUCGUCUUUCACGAUGAGCAUGGAACUAGGAUUCACGCACAUCUUAGUCGGAAGGAGAAAGAGAAGUUUGAAAACCAGAUCAGUGAGGGUGGUGUUUAUGCCAUUCGAAAUGUGUUUGUUCAUGACAAUUACCAAAGAUUGAAAUCCGCUGCCAAUGAUAAGCUCUUGGGUACUGUCACUGUCUCCACUACGUUUCAUGUUACAAAGAUGCUGUUCGAUGGUAAUUCUGCUGAGGUCAAUGAAUUUAGAGCCAGGACACCCUUGCGCUAUGAGAUUCGCCCAUUUGGUACGACGAACUCACGUGGCCUUAGUUUCUCAAGGGAGACUAGAAAGUAGGGGUGGUACUCAAAACCUGAAUACCAUGUACGUACACUAAGCCCGGAACGGGUGAUGUCGGACUAAUAAGUCCCGCACAUCACACUACAAGAGACGCACUUCCGCCUGAUCUCUUGCGCAUGCACAUGAUGUGAUAUGUUUCAAUAUGGAUGAUGAAAUGAAUCACAUGAUAUGAACAAUUUGUAAACAACAUGAUUGGAUAAAUAUACUUUAUUUUAUUUGGAUGAAACCUGAUAAAAAUAUCAUUUAAUUAAGCUACGGGGCUCGG